AUGAUUUAUAUGUUACAGGUUAUUACUAUCAAUGGGAAGUUUCCUGGACCAUUAAUCAAUGCUACAACUAAUGAUGUUGUGAUUGUGAAUGUCUUCAACAACAUGAAUGAAUCCUUGCUCAUAACAUGGAAUGGGAUCCAACAUAGGUUAAAUUCAUGGCAAGAUGGAGUUUCAGGCACAAAUUGUGCCAUUGAACCUGGAAAAAAUUGGACAUAUGUGUUUCAGGUUAAAGAUCAAAUAGGCACUUUCACUUAUUUCCCUUCAAUCAAUUUUCACAAGGUUGCUGGAGGAUAUGGACCGAUUCAUGUCAAUAAUCUCAAGGUUAUAGCUGUCCCGUUUCCUAAACCAGAAGCCGAGUUUGAUCUUCUGAUUGGCGACUGGUUCCGUACUGAUUACAAGUCUCUUAGGUCCUCGAUACAAGACAGGCGAUUAUCUACGCAGAUCUUUGAGUUUCCUGAUGCAAUCUUGAUGAAUGGUAAAAGACCUUAUACAGAACUCUCAGUUUCGGAAGAAUACGAGUCUUUUACUGUAACGAAAGGAAUGACUUACAGAUUCAGGAUAUCGAACGUGGGUACUGUCAUGAGUUUCAACUUCAGAAUCCAAAAACACAAGAUGGUUUUGGUUGAGACAGAAGGUUCUUACACAAAUCAGAUAACACUUGACUCACUCGAUGUGCACGUUGGCCAAUCCUAUUCUGUUCUCAUCACUGCUCAUCAAAACGAAGCUGACUAUUUCAUCGUAGCAACUCCGAAGAUGUUCAAAAUCAAUCAAGCUAAAUCUAUCAGGUGGAACCUGACAGCAGGAGCUGCAAGGCCUAAUCCACAAGGAACAUUUAACGUGUCAAACAUAACGUUGGCUCAAACCUUUAUUCUUCAUGGAUCGAAGGGUGAAAUUAAUGGCUUGUCACGAUAUCUUGUCAACAACGUGUCCUAUCUCACGCCCGAGACACCAUUGAAACUCGCUGAUUUGUUCGCCAAUGGUUCUGGUGUAUACCAACUAGAUCAGUUUCCUACUCACUCGAUGAAUGCUGCCGCUGCUUAUGGAGUGUCUAUUGUCUCUGGAAUCCACAAGGGAUGGCUAGAAAUCGUCUUCAAGAAUGAUCUCGACGUUAUGGAUUCUUGGCAUUUGGAUGGUUUCGGGUUCUAUGUUGUAGGAUUUGGGAAUGGAGAUUGGACACCAGCAGCACGCGAAACAUACAACAUCUUCGAUCCCGUUGUUCGUUCAACUGUCCAAGUUUACCCCAGAAAAUGGACAGCAGUGUAUGUUUUUCUUGACAAUACUGGAAUGUGGAACUUGAGAUCACAACACUUGAAGAAUUGGUACUUAGGACAAGAACUAUUCAUAUGA
Molecule: messenger RNA, 1347 nt
Organism: Capsicum annuum
Lineage: Eukaryota; Viridiplantae; Streptophyta; Magnoliopsida; Solanales; Solanaceae
Product: monocopper oxidase-like protein SKU5
Exons: 7
Coding region: 1-1347 (448 amino acids)
Molecular function (GO): oxidoreductase activity; copper ion binding
Source: RefSeq, a predicted model, not a curated record